Tricharina praecox is the source of this 868-nucleotide messenger RNA. RefSeq lists its product as uncharacterized. The coding region runs from base 95 to 763 and encodes 222 amino acids. The transcript has a single exon. The record is from RefSeq and is a predicted model, not a curated record. NCBI's taxonomy places the organism in Eukaryota, Fungi, Ascomycota, Pezizomycetes, Pezizales, Pyronemataceae.
UCCAAGGCUGGAGGUUAAAUUGCCAGAUGAGGAUGCGUACACCUGGGGGAGGUGGUUUGAGGGGUUGUUCUGAUCAGAUACGAGCUGAGCCGAGAUGAUUCCGCGAGCGGGGUUUGAGCUUCGGGGUUUGGGCUUCGGGGUUUCCGUUUGUCGGUGCGGGUUUCAUUGCGUCUGGCUGCCACGGCCGGUUUGGUUCCUUUGUACAGUGCUUCUCGUCAUCUUCCGCCUCUUACUACUACUCCCUCUAAUGAUUGUGCUCUUGUUUCCUUUCCCUUUCCCUGUUUCCUUUCCUAUCUUUUUAUUCCGAUAUGUCCUUUCCUUGUAUGUACCAUCAUCACUCUUACGACUUGGCAUUUCACGACCACGACUUAUUAACGACUCAUCAACGACACGAUUAACGACACGAUUUACGACACGACUUGACGACCACGACUAUUUUUUUAUGUUUACGAUUAUGAUUACGACCACAAUUACGAUUACGACUAUGACUACGACUUUUACUAGGCUAUGGGGUGCGGGGGCGUUUACUUACUUGCUUUCUUGCUUUCUUUUCGUUUUGCUUUGGGGAUGUUACCUUUGGGGGUGUUUCUUCCUUUUACAUUUAUAUACAUCUAGAGCUUCCGUCUGGUCCGGUCUUGACUUUGACCGUCCUUUUGCUAUGUUUUGGUGUCUGUUGGAUCUAUCUUGUCCUGGGGAGUUUGGUGUGUACGCCGCUGCUUGGGCUUUUCUUACAAAUCUUCAUAUCUAUCUGCUUAUCUUCUGAUCUACUGAUCUACUUACGGGUCUAUGUAAUGUCUUCCGAGCUGCUCGGGAUGUUCGGACUGUGCGGGAUGUUUGUCGGCGUGUGGCGUUCUGCACUUUCGUUUCC